CAACACUCAUUGAGCAUACAAAUUUCCACCAUCGAAAGCAACACAACCAUGUCCAACGCGACCGUCACGCCUUCAAUGCGCGCUGUCGCUUGGAAUGUCCAUUUUACUAUCGGCGAAGACGAGGACCCCGGCGCCUUUGCCGGAAUCCACCAAGUUCCUGGGAGCAAUUUGGUGACCUUUCGCAACGUUUGCGACGAGCUACGCCUUUGCUUCGAAUGCCCAUACGAUAUUUCGGAUAACGAGAACGAGAAAACCUGGACUGACAUUGCCUUCUCGUUGAAUCAAGACAAUUCCCCGAGUUCUUUGGAUCCCGGCUUGUCUUUCGUGACGGAGGCAAAAAUGGAUCAAGCUGUACCAAGUCUGGCGCCUUUGUGCCCCAAAGAACAGAACGUCUUAACAUAUCAUAUAUACUAUCAUAAGAACUGCACUCUACCUUCCGGCUCACCACUCAAGUCUCACAUGCAGGGUUAG
This is a messenger RNA of Fusarium oxysporum Fo47, 471 nucleotides long. RefSeq lists its product as uncharacterized. The coding region runs from base 49 to 471 and encodes 140 amino acids. The transcript has a single exon. The record is from RefSeq and is a predicted model, not a curated record. NCBI's taxonomy places the organism in Eukaryota, Fungi, Ascomycota, Sordariomycetes, Hypocreales, Nectriaceae.